UUGUAUCAAUUUUAAAUUGUCAUUCAAAACAAACAAACCAACCCCCAACCUCAACAAAAUGUUCAAAUUCAUCGCUGUCUGCUUCUUCGCCCUCUUGGCUGUGGCUGCCGCUAAACCCGGUGUAGUUGCUCCUUUGGCUUAUACCGCUCCUUUGACUUACUCUGCUGCUCCUUUGGCUUACUCCGCUCCAUUGGCCUACACCGCCCCAGCUGCCGCUGUUGUCGGUAGUGCUGCCUAUGUUGCCCCCUAUGCCUCCAGCUACAAUGCCCAUACCGUUGCUCACUCUGCUGCCUUCCCUGCUGCUUAUGCCGCUCCAGUUGCCACCCCCUUCGCCGCCCCCCUUUUGUUGAAGAAGUAAAUCAGAGAUAUUGGAUUUGAAUAAAUGACAUGAGCCGCAAUUGAAAAACGAA
Messenger RNA from Musca domestica (house fly), 410 nucleotides. RefSeq names its product cuticle protein 38-like. Bases 59 to 358 code for a protein of 99 amino acids. The record is from RefSeq and is a predicted model, not a curated record. The transcript has 2 exons. NCBI's taxonomy places the organism in Eukaryota, Metazoa, Arthropoda, Insecta, Diptera, Muscidae.